ACUGUAGAGCGCAGUUUUACGAUUGGUUCGCUACCUUGUCUGGAGUAUCACACUUGAGAUACUAUUAUGUAGAAUACUUUUCAUCGCAUUAGAUUGUAAAGGGUUAGGAAGUUGUUAUCAAAGGAGUCUGGAGAAUGCGAAAUCUUAGGAUAUUUGGAGUACUAUAAUGCUGAUGGAAAGUUUGGAACCGAUUUUACGCCCCGCCGAUGUAGCUUCCUUUUUACUUUUGUCGUAUAUAUGCAUUCAGUAUAUAGGUUCGUUUCUUGUUUCUGGUAAAGAUCAUCAUGAAAGAGCUGAAAUAGUGCGUCAAAAGUUGGAAGCGGCUCGCAAAUAUACCCACAGUAAACCAAUUAUCUUGCUGAUAUCUUUAAGUGGAGUUAAGGUUUGUCAUGAAAAUAAGGAGGUGAGGUUUAUCAUAAAUUUCAACACGUAUCUUAUUUACAAUGUAACUAGCGUAAAAGAGAGUAAUUUCUUAACCUUGUUUGACACUUUGUAAUUUCAUUCAAUGUUUUUUUCCAAUGCUUUUGGAAGCGCGUUUAUAUGGCUCAUGCACUUCGACGGAUUUCGUAUGCCACCUGUGACCCAGAAAAUCUUCAGUUUGCCUUUCUUGCCAGGGAACCAAAAGCACAACCGAAUGUCCAAUAUUGUCAUGCUUUCGUCACAGUAACACCUGAGGCAGCCGAGGAACUGAAUACCAUAAUGGGAGAGGUUUUUCGCUUAGCGUAUGCCCAGCAACGUCUUAAUACAGUAACUAACAAUCCUGUUUUGUUUCACCAGUUUGGUCAACAUAUACCAGUUUGUCAGGUUCAGCAAACUCCCAUAACUGUCACAUGUUCUGUUUCUGCUAACCAAAAUAACUCAAUGAGCACAAAAUCUUCAAGUCAAUCUGUUUACGCUGUCAACUUAAAUCCGACCAAUCAAAUAUCCAUGACUAGCAAACUUCUUCCGCCUUUACCAGAAGCUGAUCAUUGUGCAGCAAGUAACCAGACACCUGUUUCUGUCCAGUCUGAAGUGAACAAUACUCCUUCAAGUGAAUUUUGUGCUGUCAGUGACAGACAGAAAGGAAGUAAACCUCACAAACAUAAACAUCACAAACAUCAUCACCGUCAUAAAUUACGAGAUGCAACAACAAGUACGUGCGAACAACUUUCAGGUUCGAGCGACUCUAUUAACCCUACUAUUCUCAAAGUUAAUGAAUCGGAAGGACCCAUAAUGAAGAGUGAGCAGAUAAAGCCACCUCCCCCACCACCGCGUUCUCAUUCAUCAGUAACUUCAUCUACGCAGCUCCCAGCUAAGAAUAUCACAUCUACCCUGGCAGCAAAUCACCAAAGUCCAGUUUUGAAGCAUCAUGAAAAAUUACAUGAAAUGGAAGUAAAUAAAACCCUCCAUGAAAUGACUGAAGAUCUUACUGAUGUUUUACCGUUAGGACCUAAAUCUACGACAUCUGCACUGGCACAACACUUCUAUGAUAUGGCUGAUCAUCGCAGCUGUGGUGGUAUCGCUCUUGACAGAGAAACUCCUAUUCCAGAAAAAGAUAUUCAAGAAAGUAAUGCUCAGUUUAUCAAUGAUAAUGCUCCAGCUAAUACGUCUACAGCAACCACAACGUCAUCAUCAACUACUGGGUGCUCAACUGCCACAUCUGGCUCUGGUCAUCCGGACUCGAGUUCCGAUAAUAGUUUACCAAUUAGCAAACGCUGUACGUGCACUCCAGGUUGCACCAGUGGUGAACAUACGUGCGUUAUAUUUGACAAUAAUCCGCAUCCUGGAGAUUCGAAUCAGUUACUGAAACCCAAUGAACAGCACCUUCCCGUUCCUCCCACAUCUCCAUGCUCCACUCCAAACGUUCCUGCACAAAAUGUUCUUGACGACAUCAAUGAGUUGUCUCAUGCUCCUUGGUACCUUCCAGAUUUACCCCGUGAAAAGGCUUUGGAAAUGCUUGCCAAACAACCUCCUGGAAGUUUUGUUGUCCGAGAUAGCGGAAGUCACCCAAAUAGUUUUGCAUUAUCAGUGCGUUCUAGUAAUGGACAGGUAACUGGUGGCUGUUUCCAUUCUAGACAACCACAUAUACCAGGAAAUCGAAUAAAAGAUACAGUCUCCCAGUUGACAUCAGUUUAUCCAUCUUCUACAAGUGGAAUAACACACUUUCUUAUCCAGAAAACAUCUGGAGGUGGUGUGAAACUCAAAGGAUUAGAUAAAGAAUGGCCAUCACUUGCUUGUCUUGUUUUACACUUAACUGUAAUGCCUGAAAUGCUUCCUUGCCCACUUCGACUUCCAAGAGCUGCAGCAAAUCCCAUCUUCUCGCCUACUGACCAUUGUGUUGGUCACGAUGACUUUGAGAAACCGCCCAAUGUUACUCCGUCACAAUUUCGUCCAAUGUGCAAUGCCUUACAACGUGUAACAGAUACAAUCUCACUAGAUGAAGCUUUAGCUCGUCUGACAGAUGAAGACGAGGAUUACCAACGUUUAUCUGAUUUCUCUUCCAUUAUGGCUGAUUUAAAAUUACAGCCUAGAAAUGUGAAUAGAAAACAUAAAGUUUCAUCUAAAUCCGGUGGCCAUGGUAGAUAGAUGCUUGUUUUUGUUAUUGUUAUGAUACGUAAUCUUAUUAUAAGUAGUAUUGACACUAUCACUUACUACCUAUCAAUGUUCUGUUAGAUAAUUGUCCUACUUUUUUUGUUUUCUUACCUUUGUAAAGUUUCUCUGUAUGUGUGAGAGAGUUUUUAUCGUAUAUUAUUUUCUUUAUUGCAAUACAAACUACCUCUCCAAAUAAAACGAUAAAAUACACCAUGUGUAUCUGUUAAAAGAAUUUCUAGUCCAGUUUCUAUUAAUUAGUUGUUUUUGUUUUUCUUGACUAUCCACAUUAUGCUUGCUUUAAAUGCAUAAUGAUAUUAGUGCAUACGCUAAGUUGUUAUGAUAUAUGCAUAAAUUUACAUUACUUUAUUGUUAAUUAAGUAAUAUUGGUUAGUAAUAACUAAAUUAUAAUCAUGACUUGAUUUCAUUAUAUUUUUGUUGCCAAUUAUUAUAGGUAUACAAUUUUUUAAAAAUUAAACUUUAUUGUCAUUAAUUUUUAUUCUAUUCACUUUUCAAUUGCUUAAUUAUAUAUUUCAAUAUGUAUAUUCUUUAUGUUUCUCUAAUAAUUUCCACCCCUUCCUUUUUUAAUCAUUAUUUGAAUAUCAUGAGUGAUAACAUGUUGUCAACUCAUUUUUGUGUGCCCUCCCCCCUCCCCAACCAGUUCGUUAGAGGUCUUAAUGAUAAUGAUAAUAAUAUUUUUGGUAUAUUAAUUUCUGUUUUUUUUCCGAACAAACCGGUAUAAUUCAUGCAUUCUCAUUUAAAUGUACCAUUUAGCAUUUCCUCCCCUUUGUUUUUCAUUUGCUUUAUUCUCUUGUUUUUGGUCUUAAUUUUAUUUCUCUUUCGUUUUAGAAAAUAAGGAAAUUAAUGCAAAAUACUACCUGGUGUAUUUAUUUAUUGAAGUAAAGUGUUAAAGCAUUUAACUGUUAUACUUACAUUUGCAAUUUAUAUAUAUGCGUAUAUCAUGUCAAGGGUAUUCAUUUUAAUUGUCCUCUUACCAUUGAAAAUAAAGUGUACUUUUAUUGUAUCUAAGUUUUGGCUAUUUCAUUCCUCUUUUUCAAUAUAUUUACAUAAGAUAAUUGGAUGCGGUUUUUUCUUCAUAAGUAUACAAGGUUGUAAAUAGCUUUUUGGAUUAAUUCGUACAUAUUAUAAGUGUCCCAUUACUGCACCAUUACUUUCUGCUGAGAUAUGUUCAUUUUUUUCCUUUAGUCGUCAAAAUCCUUUCAAUUUAUUUCUCAAUUGUUUGUGUCCUAAUGUUGACUAAGUAUCGUAUUUAUAUUUUGAAACUUGGUACAAAUAACAUAUGAACGUUAAACAUUUUCACUUUAUAAUUUAUUUAUUUGGACACAAACGUUACUACUAAGGGGCACCAAAUACAUAUGCGUCAUACAAUUAUAAUGAGGUUGUGAAGAGAUAGAGAAUAGAGGGUAAGUAUUAUAAAGGAAAAGCAAAAACGAACAGAAAUUAGUGAAUGAGAGUGAAAUAACAAUAGUAAUAAUAAGUGAUAGUAUUAAUGGAAGGAACAAUUCAGUAUGGAAAAAUACGACAACAAGGAAUUUCAGUCAAAGAAAUCACGUCCAAAUUUUUAAAAAGAAAGUAGAAUAAAGUCACAGCAGGAUCGCCAUGGACUUCUAUUCUGAGCCGUAUCUGGUAACGUCUCUAGCCAUUGUGUUUCACCAUUUCCUGGAUCCCAACCAAGGAGUCGUGAAGGAUCAACAGUAGCCAGUUCUUCCAUACCACGACACUGUCAUACACUGACCCUAUUAUCUUUUUCCAACCAGUCCCAGGGU
Messenger RNA from Schistosoma rodhaini, 4355 nucleotides. NCBI's taxonomy places the organism in Eukaryota, Metazoa, Platyhelminthes, Trematoda, Strigeidida, Schistosomatidae. The record is from the annotation of a GenBank genome assembly.